Molecule: messenger RNA, 1566 nt
Organism: Pygoscelis adeliae (Adelie penguin)
Lineage: Eukaryota; Metazoa; Chordata; Aves; Sphenisciformes; Spheniscidae
Product: parathyroid hormone/parathyroid hormone-related peptide receptor-like
Exons: 13
Coding region: 1-1566 (521 amino acids)
Biological process (GO): cell surface receptor signaling pathway; adenylate cyclase-modulating G protein-coupled receptor signaling pathway
Cellular component (GO): plasma membrane
Molecular function (GO): peptide hormone binding; parathyroid hormone receptor activity; G protein-coupled peptide receptor activity
Source: RefSeq, a predicted model, not a curated record
AUGGAGGCAUCCAUCCCUGUGGGAGGCAUCACAGCGUCUCUACUCUGCUGCUGCCUCUUGAGCUCUGCAUGGGCUUUGGUUGACCCCGAUGAUGUUCUCACAAAAGAAGAGCAGAUCUAUCUCCUGGUGGAAGCUAAGGAGAAAUGUCAGAGAGACAUAAAAGCCCAACUGGAGAACAUCAAAGACACCAGCUGCCUUCCAGAGUGGGACGGGAUUAUCUGCUGGCCGAAGGGCUCCCCCAGCCAGGAGGUGUCGGUGCCCUGCCCCGACUACAUCUACGACUUCAACCAUAACGGUCAUGCCUACAGGUACUGCAGCGCCUACGGGACUUGGGCCAUGGCUCUCAGCAUCAACAAGACCUGGGCCAAUUACACCGAAUGCGCUCUGCUCGUCUCCUCCGAGAGCCGGAGCCGCGAGAAGGAGGUGUUUGACCGACUGCACCUGAUGUACACCGUCGGCUACUCCAUCUCCCUGGCCUCCCUCAUUGUUGCUGUCUGCAUCCUCUCGUACUUCAAGCGCCUGCACUGCACACGCAACUACAUCCAUGUCCACCUCUUCACCUCCUUCAUCUGCCGGGCAGUGAGCAUCUUCGUGAAGGACAUGGUGCUCUACUCGGGCACACUGGCCAGCGAGAUGGAGAAGAUGCGGGAGGACGACUUCAAGGCAGAAAUGGGUCCCUCACCGGGACAACGGAGCCACCUGGUUGGCUGCAAGGUGGUGGUGACUCUCUUCCUCUAUUUUCUGGCCACUAACCACUACUGGAUCCUGGUGGAAGGUCUUUACCUGCACAACCUGAUCUUCAUGGCCUUCCUCUCCAACAAGAACUACCUGUGGGUCCUCAUCAUCAUCGGCUGGGGUCUCCCCGCUGUGUUUGUGUCUGUCUGGGCCAGCGUCAGGGCCUCCCUGGCGGAUACAGAGUGCUGGGACCUCAGCGCGGGGAACAUGAAGUGGAUUUAUCAGGUCCCCAUCUUGGCCGCCAUCGUGGUGAACUUCUUCCUCUUCCUCAACAUCGUCCGGGUGCUGGCCUCCAAGCUCUGGGAGACGAACACGGGGAAGCUGGACCCCCGGCAGCAGUACAGGCAACUGCUGAAGUCCACGCUGGUGCUGAUGCCGCUUUUUGGAGUCCAUUACAUGGUGUUCAUGGCCAUGCCCUACACCGAAGUCUCCGGGGUCCUGUGGCAGAUCCAGAUGCAUUACGAGAUGCUCUUUAACUCCUCCCAGGGUUUCUUUGUGGCUUUUAUUUACUGCUUUUGCAAUGGGGAGGUAAGUUCGAACUUACAGGGAGCUGAGCAGUGCGGCUACGGCGGGCUGGCCUCCCACGCCACCACGAGCUUCAGCAUGAGCCUCGCGGGGCGAGGGGCAGGGGGCACGCAGCAGCGGGGGCUGCUGCUCCCUGCCCGCGCCAGCCUGCCAGGCUACAUCCCCAGCUCCUUUGCCUCGGAUCACUUUUUGCCCUGUCCAACCCAGGAGAUGAGCCAGAAAGCCUGUGGGGAAAACAUCGUGGACUUAACAGGCCUGAAUCAGCGUCACCCCAACCUAAACAAAGAGCUGGAGACGAUGCUGUGA